CCCCAGCCCAUCACAAACAGUGGGCUCAGUGGGGUGAGCUUUAUGCUGCCCUAGCCCCUUGCCCCUUGGACAGAUACCCAUCUGCACUUGAAUGGACAGGGGGUUUGGAGCCAGCCUUCCCACACCUGACCCUCACAUGGCCACCUGCUCAUGGGGUCAGACUGCAGUGCUGUCGCACACCACGCUGCCUGCUCUGCCUCCUAUGUGUGCCUGAAGGAACCUGUCUACGACCACUCAGCUUAUCACAGAACCCAGGGACUUGUCAGGCACAUUUGGCCACCAGCUGUGGCUCAGCUUCGCUCCUGUGGCCGACACGAUUGCCCACCACUUCUUCCUCUCCACCAAGCAGAUCAACUGGCUUUCGCUAAUCUACCUUGUGGCGUCCAUCCCAUCCGGCGUGGUGGCCAUCUGGGUUCUGGACUCUGUUGGGCUCCGCUGGGCAACCAUCGUGUGCGCGUGGCUGAACUUUGCUGGGAGUGUGUUCAGAACUCUGCCCUUCCUAUUCAUCGAGAUCCAGGACCCAUUUUCCUCCCUCAUGGCUGGGCAGAGCCUCUGUGCUCUGGCACAGACCCUGGUCAUCUUCUCUCCAGCCAAGCUGGCUGCCUUGUGGUUCCCGGAGCACCAGCGAGCCACAGCCAACAUGAUCGGCACCAUGUCAAACCCCUUGGGCAUCCUGGUGGCCAACUUGCUGUCACCUGCCCUGGUGAAGAAGGAGAAGGAUAUCCCUAUGAUGGUGAGAGAGCUCAUGAGCUGGGCAUCUAUAUCAUCCCUGCGGGCCUCGCCUGUCUCCUGGCCACUGCCUGCCUCUGGGAGAGUGUGCCUCCCAGCCCACCCUCUGCAGGGGCCGCCCACUCCACCUCAGAGAAGUUCCUGGAUGGGUUGAAGCUGCUCUUGUGGAACAGAGCCUAUAUCAUCCUGGCCGUGUGUUUCGGAGGCGGCAUCGGCAUCUUCUCCAGCUUCUCGGUUCUCCUGGAGCAGGUCCUUUGUGUGAAGGGCUACUCCAACGAAUUUGCAGGCCUUUGUGGGGCUCUCUUCAUUGUGUUCGGAGUCCUGGGGGCACUUGUUCUCAGCCUGUAUGUGGACUGGACCAAACAGUUCACUGAAACUGUCAAGAUUGGCUUCUGUCUGACCUCCAUAGUCUGCGUGGCCUUUGCGCUGGUGUCUCAGCUGCAGGGACAGACCUUGGCAUUGGCCGCCAUCUGCUCACUGCUGGGGCUGUUUGGCUUCUCAGUGGCGCCCAUCGCCAUGGAGCUGGUGGUCGAGUGCUCCUUCCCUGUAGGUGAGGGUGCAGCCGCAGGCCUGGUCAUCGUUCUGGGGCAGGCCGAGGGUGUGCUCAUCAUGGUCCUGCUGACUGCCCUGACCGUUCGUCGUGCGGAGCCGUCCAUCUCCACCUGCCAGGAUGGCCAGGGCCCAUUGGACUGGACGGUGUCCAUGCUGCUGAUGGCUGGCCUGUGUGCCCUCUUCAGCUGUUUCCUGGUGGUGUUCUUCCACACUCCGUACCGGCGCCUGCAGGCUGAGGCCCACGUGAGCCACUCCAUCCAGGAGGACACGUCCCCAGAAACUGCGGAUCACGAGCCCCGCCCAGCAGCUACGCCCUGAGGCUCCACGUGGGCACGCCCCCACCACCUCCAGCACAGACUGUAGGAAGCUCAGGCAGGGGCCACUCAUUCCCAGCACCAUUCUCCUGGCCCUACCUGCUUGUUUGGGGGAGCCCUGAGCUGCUGGAGGCCCCGGGACCUGCAGAGAGGUCACAGGGGUCCCUGCAGAGUUCUGGAAGCCAAAAGAGCCAUCAGUGCAUCAAGAAGUGGUCCUGGGGACAUGAAGGGGUGGCCAAGAGGGGUGGGCUCUGGUCCCAGGGUGACAGCAUCCAGCAGGUGCCAGAGGGAUUUGGAGUCCUUGGCACACCCAAAGCACAGCAGGAUGACCUAGGGGAGACCCUGUGGCUAGAGCAAGAACUGCUGGUGCAGCCACCGGGCAGGCAGGUGCCCCAGUGGCCAGGCCAGACCCAGGGUGGCUGGCGCAGGAGCAGUGUAUGCGGGAUGGACCUGGCUUGAGGAACAAGGGCUGAGGGGAAGCCUCAUGGAUUGGCAGUCCUGAGGGCCCCUGGCAUGACUGAGGCUGGAGUGGACAGUUGUGAGAAACGGCUUCCUUGAGGAAUCCCAACCCAUACCUUUUCUCGACCUCUGCCGACUGCAGAGUGACUGACUCCCGGAGUGAGUUCGAGGACAGCAGGUGGAGUCGGGCUGCUCUGGGAGGGGGAAGCAGAGGGAGGGCCCUACAGGCAGAACCUCCCACUCCAGGCAGAUGCUCCCACCCCUACGAGACCCUUCCCCUCCAGCCUCUCCCAGUUCCAAGCACACACUUCUACCCCUCAGGGGUCCUCCCCCAAACUCUCCCCAACAAGGCAGACACUUCUCCCAGCCCUAGGCAGAAGUCCCGCACCUGCAGACCCUCCCACCUCCAGGCGGACACCUUCUCUCCCCCUCAGACUCUGGCAGGCAGGUUUAUGCGUUCAUGUUUAUUGAACUGGCUGCAGCCCAGGUGGGGAUGGGGGAAACGUGCCCCUCACUCCUCCUUCUCCUCCCCGUGGGUGAGCACGUAGCUCAAUGCCUUAUAGUCCAGGUUGCCUGCAGCAUCGAUGGUAGCAAACUGGAACAUCUGGUCCACCUGCAAGCCGGUCCGGUUGGGGGAGUCAGGCCCAGGGAGGAGGGGAAGGAACACAAUGGUCUGGUGAAUUAUAGACACUGAACUCCA
Lontra canadensis (Northern American river otter) is the source of this 2754-nucleotide messenger RNA. It is a transcript of the gene SLC49A3, whose product is annotated as solute carrier family 49 member 3. Gene Ontology annotation, cellular component: membrane. The coding region runs from base 151 to 1599 and encodes 482 amino acids. Lineage: Eukaryota; Metazoa; Chordata; Mammalia; Carnivora; Mustelidae. The transcript is spliced from 11 exons. Gene Ontology annotation, biological process: transmembrane transport. Gene Ontology annotation, molecular function: transmembrane transporter activity. The record is from RefSeq and is a predicted model, not a curated record.